Lipotes vexillifer (Yangtze River dolphin) is the source of this 5149-nucleotide messenger RNA. RefSeq names its product kinesin family member 21A (gene KIF21A). The transcript is spliced from 38 exons. Gene Ontology annotation, cellular component: microtubule associated complex. The record is from RefSeq and is a predicted model, not a curated record. Gene Ontology annotation, molecular function: microtubule binding; microtubule motor activity; ATP binding. Gene Ontology annotation, biological process: microtubule-based movement; mitotic spindle organization; spindle elongation. NCBI's taxonomy places the organism in Eukaryota, Metazoa, Chordata, Mammalia, Artiodactyla, Lipotidae. The coding region runs from base 137 to 5149 and encodes 1670 amino acids.
CAUGGCUGGAGCGCGGCGGAGGUGAGCCGUCCGCCGCCUGCAGCUCCAGCCUCCUGCGCGCGACCGCCGCGGCUCCGGCGGCGCCUCAGUUCUGCGGUGCAGAGGCCCAGGGGCCCGGCUGUUGCUCGCCGCCGGCAUGUGGGGCGCCCCGGACGAGAGCUCUGUGCGGGUGGCUGUCAGAAUAAGACCACAGCUUGCCAAAGAAAGGAUUGAAGGUUGCCAUAUUUGUACAUCUGUCACACCGGGAGAACCUCAGGUCUUCCUAGGCAAAGAUAAAGCUUUCACUUUUGAUUAUGUGUUUGACAUUGACUCCCAGCAAGAGCAGAUCUACACUCAGUGUAUAGAAAAACUAAUUGAAGGUUGUUUUGAAGGAUAUAAUGCUACAGUUUUUGCUUAUGGACAAACUGGAGCUGGCAAAACAUACACAAUGGGAACAGGAUUUGAUGUUAACAUCAUUGAGGAAGAACAGGGUAUUAUUUCUCGUGCUGUUAAACACCUUUUCAAGAGUAUUGAAGAAAAAAAACACACUUCCAUUAAAAAUGGACUUCCUCCUCCAGAUUUUAAAGUGAAUGCCCAAUUCUUAGAGCUGUAUAACGAAGAGGUUCUUGACUUAUUUGAUACCACUCGUGAUAUUGAUGCAAAAAAUAAAAAAUCAAAUAUAAGGAUUCAUGAAGAUUCAGCUGGAGGAAUUUAUACCGUGGGCGUCACAACACGUACAGUGAUUACAGAAUCCGAGAUGAUGCAGUGUUUGAAGCUGGGUGCUUUAUCCCGGACCACUGCUAGUACCCAAAUGAAUGUUCAGAGCUCUCGUUCACAUGCCAUUUUUACCAUUCACUUGUGUCAAACCAGAAUGUGUCCCCAAAUAGAUGCUGAAAGUGCAACUGAUAAUAAGGUGAUUUCUGAAUCAUCACAGAUGAAUGAAUUUGAAACUCUGACUGCAAAGUUCCAUUUUGUUGAUCUGGCAGGAUCAGAAAGACUGAAGCGUACUGGAGCUACAGGCGAGAGGGCAAAAGAAGGCAUUUCCAUCAACUGUGGACUUUUGGCACUUGGCAAUGUAAUAAGUGCAUUGGGAGACAAGAGCAAGAGGGCCACGCAUGUUCCCUAUAGAGAUUCUAAGCUGACAAGACUACUACAGGAUUCUCUUGGGGGUAAUAGCCAAACAAUCAUGAUAGCAUGUGUCAGCCCUUCAGACAGAGAUUUUAUGGAAACUUUAAAUACCCUGAAAUAUGCCAAUCGAGCUAGAAAUAUCAAGAACAAGGUGAUGGUCAAUCAGGACAGAGCUAGUCAGCAGAUCAAUGCGCUCCGUAGUGAGAUCACACGACUUCAGAUGGAGCUUAUGGAGUACAAAACAGGUAAAAGAAUAAUCGACGAGGAGGGUGUGGAAAGCAUCAAUGAUAUGUUUCAUGAGAAUGCUAUGCUACAGACUGAAAAUAACAACCUGCGUGUAAGAAUUAAAGCCAUGCAAGAGACGGUUGAUGUAUUGAGGACCAGAAUCACACAGCUUGUUAGUGAUCAGGCCAACCAAGUUCUUGCCAGAGCAGGUGAAGGGAAUGAGGAGAUUAGUAAUAUGAUUCACAAUUAUAUUAAAGAAAUUGAAGAUCUCAGGGCAAAAUUAUUAGAAAGUGAAGCAGUGAAUGAGAACCUUCGAAAAAACUUGACAAGAGCCACAGCAAGAUCACCGUACUUCAGUGGAUCAUCAGCUUUCUCUCCUACUAUAGUAUCCUCAGACAAAGAGACCAUUGAGAUUAUAGAUCUAGCUAAAAAGGAUUUAGAGAAGCUGAAAAGGAAAGAAAAGAAGAAGAAAAAAAGGCUACAGAAACUUGAGGAAAGCAAUCGAGAAGAAAGAAGUGUGGCUGGUAAAGAGGAUAAUACAGACACUGACCAAGAGAAGAAAGAAGAAAAGGGUAUUUCAGAAAGAGAAAGCAAUGAAUUAGAAGUUGAAGAAAGUCAAGAAGUGAGUGAUCAUGAAGAUGAGGAAGAGGAAGAGGAGGAGGAAGAAGAUGACGUUGAAGGGGGUGAAAGCUCUGAUGAAUCAGAUUCUGAGUCAGAUGAAAAAGCCAAUUAUCAGGCAGACUUAGCAAACAUUACUUGUGAAAUUGCAAUCAAGCAAAAGCUGAUUGAUGAACUAGAAAACAGCCAGAAAAGACUACAGACGCUGAAAAAGCAGUAUGAAGAGAAGCUAAUGAUGCUGCAACAUAAAAUUCGGGACACUCAGCUUGAAAGAGACCAGGUGCUUCAAAACUUAGGCUCAGUGGAAUCUUACUCAGAAGAAAAAGCAAAAAAAGUUAGGUCUGAAUAUGAAAAGAAACUGCAAGCCAUGAAUAAAGAACUGCAGAGACUUCAGACAGCUCAAAAAGAGCAUGCAAGGUUGCUUAAAAAUCAGUCCCAAUAUGAAAAGCAAUUGAAGAAAUUACAGCAGGAUGUGAUGGAAAUGAAAAAAACAAAGGUUCGCUUGAUGAAACAAAUGAAAGAAGAACAAGAAAAAGCCAGAUUGACAGAGUCUAGAAGAAACAGAGAGAUUGCUCAAUUGAAAAAGGAUCAACGUAAAAGAGAUCAUCAACUUAGACUUCUGGAAGCCCAAAAAAGAAACCAAGAAGUGGUUCUUCGUCGCAAAACAGAAGAGGUUACAGCUCUUCGUCGGCAAGUAAGGCCCAUGUCAGAUAAAGUGGCUGGGAAAGUCACUCGGAAGCUGAGCUCAACUGAUACCCCUGUUCAGGACACAGGUUCCAGUGCAACUACCAUAGAAACAGAUGCAUCAAGGGCUGGAGCCCAGCAGAAAAUGAGAAUUCCUGUGGCAAGAGUCCAGGCCUUACCAACACCCACGACAAAUGGAACCAGAAAAAAAUAUCAGAGGAAAGGAUUGACAGGCCGAGUGUUUACUUCUAAGACAGCUCGCAUGAAGUGGCAGCUUCUUGAACGCAGGGUCACAGACAUCAUCAUGCAGAAAAUGACUAUUUCCAAUAUGGAGGCUGAUAUGAAUAGGUUCCUCAAGCAAAGGGAAGAACUCACAAAAAGACGAGAGAAGCUUUCAAAAAGAAGGGAAAAGAUAGUCAAGGAAAAUGGAGAGGGAGAUAAAAAUGUGGUUACCAUCAAUGAGGAGAUGGAGUCAUUAACUGCUAAUAUAGAUUAUAUCAAUGACAGUAUUUCUGAUUGUCAAGCCAACAUCAUGCAGAUGGAAGAAGCAAAGGAAGAAGGAGAAACGUUGGAUGUCACUGCAGUCAUUAAUGCUUGUACACUUACAGAAGCCAGAUACCUGCUAGAUCACUUCCUGACAAUGGGUAUCAAUAAGGGUCUUCAGGCUGCCCAGAAAGAGGCUCAAAUUAAAGUACUUGAAGGUCGGCUUAAACAAACUGAAAUAACCAGUGCUACACAAAACCAGCUCUUAUUUCAUAUGUUGAAAGAGAAAGCAGAAUUAAAUCCUGAGCUAGAUGCUUUACUAGGUCAUGCUUUACAAGAUCUAGAUAGCAUACCAUUAGAAAAUGUAGAGGACAGCACUGAUGAGGAUGUACCUUUAAACAGCCCAGGAUCAGAAGGAAGCUCACUCUCUUCAGACCUUAUGAAGCUUUGUGGUGAAGUGAAACCUAAAAACAAGGCCCGAAGGAGAACCACCACUCAAAUGGAAUUGCUGUAUGCAGAUAGCAGUGAACUAGCUUCAGACACUAGUACAGGAGAUGCCUCCUUGCCUGGCCCUCUUACACCUGUUGCAGAAGGGCAAGAGAUUGGAAUGAAUACAGAGACAAGUACUUCUGCUAGGGAAAAAGAGCUCCCUCCCCCAUCUGGCUUCCCUUCUAAGAUAGGCAGCAUUUCCAGACAGUCAUCUGUAUCAGAAAAAAAGUUACCAGAGCCUUCCCCUGUAACAAGGAGAAAGGCAUAUGAGAAAGGGGAAAAAUCAAAGGCCAAGGAACAAAAACACUCAGAUUCUGGAACCUCAGAGGCUAGUCUUUCACCUCCUUCUUCCCCACCAAGCCUGCCCCGUAAUGAACUGAAUGUUUUUAAUCGUCUUACUGUUUCUCAGGGAAACACAUCAGUUCAGUCUGAUGAAAGUGAUUCCUCUCUGUCGGAGGUACACAGAUCCUCCAGAAGGGGCAUAAUCAACCCAUUUCCAGCUUUGAAAGGAAUCAGAGCUUCUCCACUUCAGUGUAUUCACAUAGCUGAAGGGCAUACAAAAGCUGUGCUCUGUGUGGAUUCUACUGAUGAUCUUCUCUUCACUGGAUCAAAAGAUCGUACUUGUAAAGUAUGGAAUCUGGUGACCGGGCAGGAGAUAAUGUCACUGGGAGGUCAUCACAACAAUGUAGUAUCUGUAAAAUACUGUAAUUAUACCAGUUUGGUCUUCACUGUGUCAACAUCUUAUAUUAAGGUGUGGGAUAUCAGAGAUUCAGCAAAGUGCAUUCGAACGCUAACGUCUUCAGGUCAAGUUACUCUUGGAGAUGCUUGUUCUGCCACCACCAGCCGGACAGUUACUAUUCCUUCCGGGGAAAACCAAGUCAAUCAAAUUGCACUGAACCCAACUGGCACCUUCCUCUAUGCAGCUUCUGGAAAUGCUGUCAGAAUGUGGGAUCUUAAAAGGUUUCAGUCCACAGGAAAAUUAACGGGACACCUAGGCCCUGUUAUGUGUCUUACUGUAGAUCAGAUUUCUAGUGGACAAGAUUUAAUCAUCACUGGCUCCAAGGAUCAUUAUAUCAAAAUGUUUGAUGUAACUGAAGGGGCUCUUGGAGCUGUGAGUCCCACCCACAAUUUCGAGCCCCCUCAUUAUGAUGGCAUUGAAGCAUUAACCAUACAGGGGGAUAACCUGUUUAGUGGUUCCAGAGAUAAUGGAAUCAAGAAAUGGGAUUUAGCUCAAAAAGACCUUCUACAGCAAGUUCCAAAUGCACAUAAGGAUUGGGUCUGUGCCCUUGGAGUGAUGCCAGGCCACCCAGUUUUGCUCAGUGGCUGCAGAGGGGGCAUUCUGAAACUCUGGAACAUAGAUACCUUUGUGCCAGUUGGAGAGAUGAAAGGUCAUGAGAGUCCUAUCAAUGCCAUAUGUGUUAAUUCCACCCACAUUUUUACUGCAGCUGAUGAUCGAACUGUGAGAAUUUGGAAGACUCGAAAUUUGCAAGAUGGUCAGCUCUUUGACACAGGAGAUACGGUGGAAGAUAUUGCCAGUAAUUAA